Penaeus vannamei (Pacific white shrimp) is the source of this 454-nucleotide messenger RNA. The record is from RefSeq and is a predicted model, not a curated record. Lineage: Eukaryota; Metazoa; Arthropoda; Malacostraca; Decapoda; Penaeidae.
UAUCUCUCCGAUAUUUAGCACGAUGAAGGCGCUUUUGUUCUUGACCGUGGUAGCUGUGGCUAUUAGCCAGCCCAAUUGGGCGGAUCUGAGGUUUGGUGGCAGCGAGUACCACUUCUCCUGGCGCCACGACGGAGACCAGAAGUACCCGUGGGGCGCCGCCAACAGGUACUGCGCCAGCCUGGGGUACGGGUGGCAAGGCGUCAGCAUCGAGAGCUACCUGGAAGACAGGAUCAUCGCCAACAUCAUUGCACAAGACGAAGUGAAGUACAUCUGGACGGGAGGAUACCGCAACGGGUACCAGUGGUAUUGGCCUUCUGGUCUCCCCUUCUACGGCAUCAACUGGUCACACACAGGAGCCAACGGCUACCCUCAACCUGACAACCGCGAGGACGGCCGCGAGUUCUGCCUGGCGGUCCUCAACAACUUUUUACAACGACGGGAUCCGCUGGCAUGA